This is a messenger RNA of Anthonomus grandis grandis, 3342 nucleotides long. RefSeq names its product N-acetylglucosamine-6-sulfatase-like. Bases 353 to 1900 code for a protein of 515 amino acids. Gene Ontology annotation, molecular function: N-acetylglucosamine-6-sulfatase activity; glycosaminoglycan binding. NCBI's taxonomy places the organism in Eukaryota, Metazoa, Arthropoda, Insecta, Coleoptera, Curculionidae. Gene Ontology annotation, biological process: glycosaminoglycan metabolic process. The transcript has 11 exons. The record is from RefSeq and is a predicted model, not a curated record.
GUGACAUCUGUCAUAUACCUUUUGUCAUUUUUUGACGUUUUAAAAUAUUUUCCGAUUUUUCUAGAGAAUUUUCCCUAGAGAUAUCACAUUCUAAAAAUCUUCUUGAGAAAAAUCUAACAUGUCUAAACAAGGCGGUCUUGUUACAUUCCUCACAAGUAUCUACCAUGACGAAUUCAAAUGGGCCCUCGUCAAAAGUAUCGGGAUCUUUGCGCUGGGCGUACGAAUAGCCCAGGAAUGCCAAGGAAUUGAACUAGUCCCUUACCAAGCUUAGUUUUUGUUAAUUUAUAUUUAAGUAUAGUUUAUUUAGUAUCUAAAUGUUUUGUGUUUAACAAUAAUUAAACCAGUGAUAAAAAUGGCGCAGUUUGUUUUUUUGUUUAAAUUUGCGUUUUUCGGUUUAUGUUUUUUAAUAGUGGGGGCGCGGCACGCGAAAUUCAAAGGCAAGUGGCGGGAGCCCCUUUUGGACAGGUCCCCUCCGAAUUUUGUUUAUAUUUUAGCUGAUGAUCUGGAUUUGAUGCUCAAUGGGGUGACAGCCAUGAAAAAGACUCUAAACCUCAUCGCUGACAAGGGCAAGUUUUUCAUGCAUGCAUUUGUUAAUACCCCACUGUGCUGUCCGAGCAGAAGCACCAUUCUAACAGGAAAAUACCCGCACAACCUUGGAGUAUUCAACAAUUCUUUAUCUGGAAACUGUUCCAGCGAAUACUGGCAAAAACACCAUGAGCCCCAUUCAAUUGGGGCCUUAUUGAAAAAUAAAGCUAACUACACAACGUUUUAUGCUGGAAAAUAUUUAAAUCAGUAUGGUUCAAAGUUUGCCGGAGGAACUGCACACGUCCCCAAAGGCUGGGAUUGGUGGAUAGGGCUAAAAGGAAACUCCAAAUAUUACAAUUAUACUUUAUCUGUUAAUGGAACCAAUAUGGCUUUGAAAAAUUUAUAUUUAACAGACUUAUUGGCCAAUUACAGUUUAGCCUUUCUGAAUGAAAAGAAACCAGACAAUAACCCAUUUUUUAUGAUGGUGGCUCCCCCUGCUGCUCAUUCGCCUUUCAUUCCUCCAAGACGAUAUGUCCACUCAUUUCCGGAUGUAGAGGUGGUCAGGAAUCCUUCUUUUAAUUACACACCUCAUAACAAACAUUGGGUGGUCAAAAUGCCCCCAAAGAGACUCCCAACAAACAUAACAAUCUUGAACCAAAUACAGAGAAGGAGGUUUCAAACUUUACUCGCCGUAGACGACUUGGUCGAGAGGAUCGUUUUGAUGUUGAAAAAAAUGAAAGUGUUUCAUAAAACUUAUUUUAUUGUUCAUUCAGACAAUGGAUUUCAUAUCGGUCAGUUCGGUCAGCCCUGGGAUAAACGUCAACCGUACGAGGCCGACACCCGAGUACCACUUUUCAUAAGCGGUCCUGGUGUUGGAAAAAAAAUUCUGGAAUCUUAUCCGGUGUCUUCUGUUGAUCUGGCACCAACUAUUUUAGAUUUAGCAGGUGUAAAACCCCCACAUCACAUGGACGGCAAAAGUUUUAAAAAACAGCUUCUAUCUAAAAAAAAUAAUAUCGGGUUUCGAUUUGUUUUUAUGGAAUACUGGGGAGAAGCUAAUGAAAAGACUGUAGAUCGAGAGUGCGAUUUGGCUUACGAUGGUGACAAUUUAGCAGAAUGUAGUACUAGUCAAUGGUGCAAAUGUCAAGAUAGCAGGAAUAACACUUACACCUGUGUUAUGGACUUUCGUGAAGCUCUUAGGUUUAAAUAUUGUAGAUUUGCUGAUAGUCAGCGAUUCGUAGAAGCCUACAACCUUGUCCUUGACCCAUACGAGCUCAGAAACGUCUAUUCAAAAAUGAACUCCAAACUCAUAAGAUAUUACAAUAAUAUUUUGAACAAAUUUAAAAAGUGUUCAGGAAGAGGUUGUAAAACAUUAUAGUAGAGUGAUUCGAAACUAUAGUAGAGUCUAUUAUGUGCACUUACGUAGAUCUGCCGCUAAGAAAAAUUUAAUUCUAGGCCAAACUGCAUUUUUUAUAUAUUACUCAUUGUGAUUUACAAUUUAUAGCAAUAAUAAAAAAAAACUAGAACAACGAACCUGAGGUACCUAUGUGAAAAAACUUAAUUUUAUAUACGGAGGUUUUUUUAAGCAAAUACAAGUUUAAGCAAAUACAAGUUUUAACCGAACUAAAAUUAGAUCUGUAAGGUUUAAAAGAAAUCUCCUAUUUUAAUUCACUUAUAACCGUUUUAAAUGUGAUUUAACUAAUAGGUGGCAUAUAUCUCUUAAUGCCGCCUUGUGACUAUAAAUGAAGGUUAACAAUGAAUUUGUAAAUUAAAAAUUCUUCUAUUUAGUUUACAUUCUCUGCAGAUAAAACCCAUAAAUACUUUUCUUUCUAAGUACAAACUUCAAAUAGUUUCAAUAGGGUAAUGUAACACUUCAGGCAUUAACUGUUUACUCUUAAAAUUCUCAAUUGCCAUGCAUUCUGGAAUGGCCAAUUUAGGCCUUCGAUAGCUCUUUGUUGAACACAACAAUCUUUUAAUUGAAAUUUAUCCUAGUAUUUCCUGUUUUUUACAAUAUAAUGCGUAAAUUAAUCUUGGAUCUAAUAUUUCUACAAAUUAUUUUAAAAUUUACAUAAUAAACUUUAAAUUAACUCUUUAUUAAGUCAUAGAACCUGAGAAAAAUUAAAAAAAAGGAGUAGAUUUAUUUAUUAAGGGAAUUUAGAACUAGCUUAAAAUGUUUAUAAAUGAAUAAUAAAAAAAACACUCUGUAUAUUACAAGGUUUUUUAAAUUAUAAAAUAUAUAGAUGUUUAUGUGUAUUUACUGAAUUCUAUGUCAAACAUAAAAACAAACCAUUAGGUUAACUUACCCCAAUUUAUUUAUAAAUUGCCGAAGCAGUGGUCUUUAAGUAAAUUUCAAUGGCCUGCUUUGUAAAAAAUACUAAUGUGAAUACGGUACUAAGUCGGUUAAUAAUUUUAGCACGAAAUCGUUGAGGGUCGUAAUAAUUUAACAUACAAGAUCAUCUACUGGUUUGUUAUUAUAUUUUGGCCAUAAUGGUAGUAAGCCUUCGCCUAAUAACACACAGGGACCUUUUUUACAAAAAUAUUAUUUAAAUUAUCUUGCCUUAAUUUAUUUAAUCUGUUGUACUUAUAUGUGGUAACGACAUUCCUAUCUAUUGUGCAUUUGCCGCUAACUAAUCCCACCCAAAAUAGAGACUAGACUUAGAUUGUGAUAUGUGGAUAAGUAUUAUAAUAAAAUAUAGGUUUUGGUACAAACAAGUAUUUAUGAUGGGCUGUAUAACUUUAUUAAACUGCUUUAUAAUGUAAAUGAAAAUCUAAUAUAUUGUUAGUUUUCUAACAAAUAAAUGUAUGCUUUUUGAUAACAAU